Messenger RNA from Williopsis jadinii, 803 nucleotides. It is a transcript of the gene NSL1, whose product is annotated as MIND complex subunit NSL1. The record is from RefSeq and is a predicted model, not a curated record. The transcript is spliced from 3 exons. Gene Ontology annotation, cellular component: kinetochore; MIS12/MIND type complex. Lineage: Eukaryota; Fungi; Ascomycota; Saccharomycetes; Phaffomycetales; Wickerhamomycetaceae. Bases 33 to 677 code for a protein of 214 amino acids. Gene Ontology annotation, biological process: mitotic sister chromatid segregation.
CUGUCUUUGAUUUGAGGGCGAAGAAGGGUUAAAUGGAGCAGCAGAAGGUAGCACUUGCAUUGGCAGACGUUAAGCAUCUACAAGCGGCGCUGUCGAAAGAGGCUAAGAACAAGUUGGAUCUGUACUUGCCGAACGCAGACGAUAAAGAUGCCUUGAAGAGUAAAGUCUUCUCUCUGGUUGAUGAUUUCAUCUACGAGAUAUUCGAACGCAGUAAAGAUGGGAUGGAGAUUGACGGCAUGGAUCGGUCUGUCAGUCUAAGGUCGAUGCUUGAGAAUCCAACAAACGAAGUUGAGCCUUUUGACUUUGCACUACAGGAGGAGGUGAGGAAGCUGUACCAGGAGGUUGAAGAUGAGACGAUGAGACUCACGAAGCUUCGUAGGGAAAAACCACAAUCUUUAAAGAGAAGCUAUGAAGAGAGCUUUAACAGCUCGAUGGAGAAGCUACACUCCUUAGAGAGGGAAAUCGAAGCGUUGGAGGAGGAGGAGGACUCGAGGGAUACCGAACUGGAUGCACAUAUGGAUAAAGUGCAAAGCCUAAGACCGAAAUUGGAUGAAAUGACAAGGGAAUACGCAGAUUCCCUUCAUUCCUUAAAGGAGAUCAGAGAUGAAAUACCCAAACAGAGAGACGAACUGAGUAAGUUGAAUCAGAUAACCAAGUUCAUCCUGGAGAAGAAAUGAUUCGGUCCUUGGUUCUUAACGUGUAAGGAGUUGCCAUGCUGCUGGCUCAAAAUUGUAAACUUCCUAGAGCACCGUAUAACCGUGGUAAUGUUAUGAUAAUGAUAUUCAUUAAAAUGUUGUUCCAUC